CCGUGGGCAGUGACUGCGACCAGCGGCUUCCGGAAGGUCUGUUUGACGCUUUGGUAACAAUGAAGCGACUGAACCAAUACGGUGCUCUUUCCGGUUUCGUUCACACUCGCCGAAUUCUCCUUUUCCAAGAUUGCCUUUGACCCCGGAAGUGAGGUCUUGCGCGUUCCUCCCUUCCCCAAGAUGGCAACAGCUGAAGACGAGUUACUGCUGCCACGGCUCCCCGAGCUGUUCGAAACCAGCAGGCAGCUUCUGGACGAAGUGGAAGUAGCGACUGAGCCCACCGGUUCCCGCAUAAUCCAAGAUAAGGUGUUCAAGGCACUAGACCUCCUUAAGAAGGCUGCUGAAAUGGUAGCGCAGCUCGACUUGUUCAGCCAAAAUGAAGAUUUGGAAGAGAUUGCUUCCACCGACCUGAAGUACCUGAUGGUGCCAGCAUUUCAAGGAGCGCUCGCCAUGAAACAAGUCAACCCCAGCAAGCGUCUAGAUCAUUUGCAGUGGGCUCGAGAACACUUUUUAAACUACUUAACUCAGUGCCAAUACUAUCAUGUGGCAGAGUUUGAGCUGCCCAAAACCAAGAACAACUCAACUGAUAAUAAUACUGCUAGUUCCUCCAUGGCCUAUCCUAGCCUCGUUGCAAUGGCAUCUCAAAGACAGGCUAAAAUAGAGAGAUACAAGCAGAAGAAGGAGGUGGAGCAUAGGUUGUCUGCAAUGAAAUCUGCUGUGGAAAGUGGUCAAGCAGAUGAUGAGCGUGUUCGUGAAUAUUACCUCCUUCACCUUCGAAGGUGGAUUGGUAUCAGCUUAGAAGAGAUUGAGAGCAUUGACCAGGAGAUGAAGAUCCUGAGAGAAAAAGACUCCUUAAAAGAGGCAUCAACUUCUUACUCACCUCGUCAAGACAGGCCUCCAAUGAAACCCUUCGUUCUCACUCGGAACAUGGCCCAAGCCAAAGUAUUUGGAGCUGGUUAUCCAAGUCUGGCAUCGAUGACGGUGAAUGACUGGUAUGAUCAGCAUCGGAAAUACGGAGCAUUACCAGAUCAGGGCAUAGCCGAGAGAACACCAGAGCUCAAAAGAGCUGCUCAGGAACAUGAAGAUCAGGAGCAAAAGGAGGAAGAGGAUGAUGAGCAAGCGCUCCACAGAGCUCGGGAGUGGGAUGACUGGAAGGACACCCAUCCCAGAGGCUAUGGCAACCGACAGAACAUGGGUUAGUCUUCCCACAGCAAGACAGGACUACGGGGGCUCACACCUUCCCCACCAAGGAAAACCAUGCCGUCUUCCCCUCCCUGGGCUCCUGCUUCGGCUGUGUACAACGAAGGCAAAGAUGUUUAAUCUUGCUUUGCGUUCAAUAAAGUGUCAAACAAUUAGGUGUGUAUUUGUACCCUAGGUGAUGAGCCAGCAAUCUUGUUUUGGCAUUAUCAUCCUCAUCAUGGUGUAUUCCGAUUUCUUAGGUGGAAAGACAAAAGUACUGAGAAAUCACUCUGUAUAAUCAAUGGCUGUAUGAAUUAUCUUUUAAAAAAUAAUAAAAGUCCCUUCUAUUAAAUGA
This is a messenger RNA of Hyaena hyaena (striped hyena), 1534 nucleotides long. It is a transcript of the gene IGBP1, whose product is annotated as immunoglobulin binding protein 1. The record is from RefSeq and is a predicted model, not a curated record. Gene Ontology annotation, molecular function: protein phosphatase 2A binding. The transcript is spliced from 6 exons. Gene Ontology annotation, cellular component: cytosol. Gene Ontology annotation, biological process: regulation of signal transduction; regulation of dephosphorylation. Bases 181 to 1200 code for a protein of 339 amino acids. NCBI's taxonomy places the organism in Eukaryota, Metazoa, Chordata, Mammalia, Carnivora, Hyaenidae.